Messenger RNA from Medioppia subpectinata, 201 nucleotides. Lineage: Eukaryota; Metazoa; Arthropoda; Arachnida; Sarcoptiformes; Oppiidae. The record is from the annotation of a GenBank genome assembly.
AGAUCAAUAAAGUGAGACAAAACUUAUUUCAAAUCAAUGGCGUCGAGAAGAAGCCGCUGGCGCUGCCGGAGGCGGACGGGCCCGCAUACAACUUUGUGGGCAGAAUUCUGGGCCCGAGAGGUAUGACAGCCAAACAGUUAGAACAGGAGACCGGCUGUAAGAUAAUGGUUCGCGGAAGGGGUUCAAUGAGGGACAAGAAAA